This is a messenger RNA of Mya arenaria, 1098 nucleotides long. RefSeq names its product trophinin-like. NCBI's taxonomy places the organism in Eukaryota, Metazoa, Mollusca, Bivalvia, Myida, Myidae. The transcript has a single exon. The record is from RefSeq and is a predicted model, not a curated record. The coding region runs from base 1 to 1098 and encodes 365 amino acids.
AUGACUACUGGUGAUCCCAUUUGUGGAGACAAGACUACUGGUGAUCCCAUUGGUGGAGACAUGAUUGCUGGUGAUUCCAUUGGUGGAGACCUGGGUACUGGUGAUCUCAUUGGUGGAGACAAGACUACUGGUGAUCCCAUUGGUGGAUACAUGACUUCUGGUGCUCCCAUUGGUGGAGACAAGACUGCUGGUGAUCCCAUUGGUGGAAACAUGACUUCUGGUGCUCCCAUUGGUGGAGACAAGACUACUGGUGAUCACAUUGGUGGAGACAUGACCACUUGUGAUCCCAUUGGUGGAGACAUGACUACUGGUGAUCCCAUUGAUGGAGACAUGACUACUGGUGAUCCCAUUGGUGGAGACAAGACUACUGGUGAUCCCAUUGGUGGAGACAUGACUACUGGCAAUCUCAUUGGUGGAGACAUGACUACUGGUGAUCACUUUGGUGGAGACAUGACUACUGGUGAUCACAUUGGUGGAGACAUGACUACUGGUGAUCCCAUUGGUGAAGACAUGAAUACUGGCGAUCCCAUUGGUGAAGACAUAACUACUGGCGAUCACUUUGGUGGAGACAUGACUACUGGUGAUCACAUUGGUAGAGACGUGACUACUGGUGAUCACAUUGGUGGAGACAAGACUACUGGUGAUCCCAUUGGUGGAGACAAGACUACUGGUGGUCCCAUUGGUGAUGACAUGACUACUGGUGAUCCCUAUGGUGGAGACAUGACUACUGGUGAUCCCAUUGGUGGAGACAUGACUACUGGUGAUGCCUUUGGUGGAGACAAGACUACUGGUGAUCAAUUUGGUGGAUACAAGACUACUGGUGAUCACUUUGGUGGAGACAAGACUACUGGUGAUCACUUUGGUGGAGACAUGACUACUGGUGAUCCCAUUGGUGGAGACAUGACUACUGGUGAUGCCUUUGGUGGAGACAAGACUACUGGUGAUCCCAUUGGUGGAGACAAGACUACUGGUGAUCCCAUUGGUGGAGACAAGACUACUGGUGAUUCCAUUGGUGGAGACAUGACUACUGGUGAUCCCCUUGGUGGAGACAAGACUACAGGUGAUCUCAUUGGUCACAGUCAGCAUGACCUUAGAUAA